GCGGCGGGCGUUACUGCCAGAUCGUUACAUGUAUAUCACCCACAAGCUGCCUUAAUGAUCGCCAGGCAAAUGUAUAUUUACAUUAAAAGGCGAUUGAUACAAGGUUUGAACCUUCCAAUCACCACUAAACUGCUGUAGAUUAUAGGUAUACUCGUAUGUACAUAUGUAUUGUGUCGGACUUCAAUUAUGUGUAUGGAAACAACUGCUGCAAGUAAUUAUGUUUGGCAAAGCUUUUAGAGUCACCUUAGACGUUGACUGUUGAAUGAAUUCUCUUAAGAAAUGUAUUAAUUUUGUCAACGUUACAGCGGUAGGCAUUUGUUCUCAGUUUGGGCUGGCGUGCCAGGACUGGAAGCCGACGCUGGUGGGCACCGUGCACAGCUUCGGCAACAUGCUGGGCCUACUGCUGCAGGGACAGAUCUCCGACAGGUUUGGUCGCAAGACGGCGGCGGUGGUGGCGGGCACGGCGGGCGCGCUGCUGGGGCUCACCAAGAGCUUCGCGACCAGCUUCUGGCUGUACGUGGUGCUGGAGGCGCUCGAGGCCGCCGUCGGGGACGCGCUCUCACCCAUGUUCAUGCUCAGUAUAGAGAUAGUGGAGAAGAAGCGCGCGGUUCUGUUCCAAAUGAUCUUAUUGAACUUCUACACGUGCGGCCUCAUCGUGAUGCCGUUCAUCGCGUGGGCCGUGCCCUACUGGAGACACUUCCUCCGUGUCAUCUACGCUCCCUGCCUGCUCAUCCUUACGUACUCCUUCUUCUUAGACGAAAGCAUCCGGUGGUUAUACAGCAAGGGCAAGAAAGAGCGAGCUGUCCAGAUCAUACAGAAGAUAGCCAAGAGGAAUGGUGUAGAUAUAGACCCCAAGAUGCUAGACAAGUUGGACUACAUCGAUGAAGAGAAUAAGAGUAGCGUGAGUGACAGGAAGCUGCUGAUGAAAACCUUUAAGUCUAAGAUCAUGAUGCAGAGGUUCCUGGUGUGCAUGGUGUGGUGGUUCACGAUCACGCUCAUCAACUACGGCAUGAUGAUCAGCGCGGUGCACAUCGCCGGCAACAAGUACGUCAACUUCGCGCUGCUCAUGCUCAUGGACAUCCCGGCCAACGUGUUCUACUGGCUCGCACUCUCCAAGUACAAGCGCAAGCUGCCGCUCUUCGUGUCCUUCAUGAUCGGAGGGAUCUUCUGCAUAUCGCAACCCUUCGUGCCUAAAGGGUACGCGUGGGCUGGUCUGGCGCUGUUCAUGGCGUUCGAGACGCUGGCCACGUUCUCGUACAACAUCGUGUACAUGUACACGUCGGAGCUGUUCCCCACCUACACGCGCAACUCCAUGCACUCCAUCUGCUCCGCGGUCGGGCGCGUCGGCUCGCUGCUCGCGCCGCAGACGCCGCUGCUGAUGUCUCUAUGGUCGGGGCUGCCGUCGCUGGUGUUCGGCGUGACGUCACUGCUGGCAGGCAGCCUGACGCUGCUGAUGCCGGAGACGGCGCGCUGCGAGCUGCCCGACACCGUCGCGGAGGCCGAGCGCAUCGGUCGCAAACCGCUGCUCAACCACGAACAAGAACAGACAAACAUUCAUCCUUAUCCAGAGGAUAGUGACACAUAGAAAUAGCAAGAGCAAGGGAGCAAAAUGCGCAACGGUUAACUGUUAUUAAAUAUGCGUAAUAUUUUUCUUGUUAAAGGUAUUAUUUAUUUCAAAAUACAUCAAGAAACAUUCCAGGGUCUAGAAGUUGACAUCUCUCGGGUAUUGCGUAGCGCAAUAAGACAGGACCCCCCCAACAGUCCACAAAUACGGAUUGUAACAGUGAGCACGUGUGGUGCACGGGCACUCGUAAAUGUUCCGAAGUGUUUACAGCAUGGCCCCCGCGGCACCGCGCCCGCGCACGUGUUUGUACAGCCAUGCUGACGGACACGUGUGAAGUGCAACAGUUACUACUGUGCAGAGAUAUACCUGCCGUUAUAUUAUGUGCGGUAAUGCCCUUUAAACUAUUCCUAAAGAAAAUUAAUUAAUACAGUCGAUGUCUGUAACUGCAGUCCCAGGCUGUUAUCGGCGGAGGCCGGCUAGCGCCGACUGCCGAGCCCUUAAUCUAAAGCUCUGACGUUGUUACGUAUUAACGAUGUUUACUCGGUAAGUGUUUUAAUCUAAUCUGCGUAAGCCUUGUGUUCAUAUUAAAAGCUAUCAAGUAAAGUGUAUGUUUGUAAGAAAGGCCGAUUUGUUAGUAAUCUGUUAAUGAAUAGGCCUAUUUUGUUGGAUAGUUUUAAAAAGUUUGGAACAUUCUAGAUAAUCCUCGGGGCUCGUUAUUAACAUAUAGAUGACAUUAAUA
Messenger RNA from Trichoplusia ni (cabbage looper), 2303 nucleotides. RefSeq names its product solute carrier family 22 member 3-like. Gene Ontology annotation, cellular component: membrane. Bases 263 to 1585 code for a protein of 440 amino acids. The record is from RefSeq and is a predicted model, not a curated record. NCBI's taxonomy places the organism in Eukaryota, Metazoa, Arthropoda, Insecta, Lepidoptera, Noctuidae. Gene Ontology annotation, molecular function: transmembrane transporter activity. Gene Ontology annotation, biological process: transmembrane transport. The transcript has 6 exons.